AUGCGUUGGCUGAAGCGCCUAAAAGUGGCGAACCAAGUAGAAUUAUCAAAAUGUCCACUCCAACAUUUUAUUAAAUUCCAGAUUCGUUGCUACAGACCUUCCUAUCUGUUUAGCCGUUCCCUUGAUAAAGUUAGCCUAAAACAACUAAAAUGCUCCGGAUUGGAAAAGAGAGGGUUAACAGGUUCAAAACGAACAUGCCGUCAAAUGGACGGAUGCCCUUCAGUCUGUACAUGUACUCAAGUUGGGGGGAAUGUGUCAGAUAUAAAUAAUGGGGUAGAUGUAGUUGUUGAUUGCCAUGAUAGACAAUUACGUUCUGUGCCUGUUGGAUUGCCUCAAAAUACUGUUGAAUUAAGACUCGAGCAGAAUAGAAUAACACAAUUAGAAGCAAACUCCUUCUCUCAUAUGCCUAAACUUGUACGUCUAGAUCUCAGCAAGAAUAAUAUAAUUUCUGCAGACCCAGAAACGUUUAAAGGACUGAAACAGCUUAAUUCUUUGUAA
Meloidogyne enterolobii is the source of this 498-nucleotide messenger RNA. Lineage: Eukaryota; Metazoa; Nematoda; Chromadorea; Rhabditida; Meloidogynidae. The record is from the annotation of a GenBank genome assembly.